ACAGCAAGCUUAUAAUGAUAAACUCAGUUCUCAAAGCAUCGUUGCUGGUUUGACCCAACCUGUUACCUCAAAUCAAAGCAGUGAAAAGAAUAGUAUCAAUCAUUCCAAAGACAUUGGAAGGAUAACGAAUAGUAGUAUCGGCAACAAUCCUAAUUUACCCACUCUUCCACCACUAAAUGCUCCUACGCAACAAAAUAGAGUGAAUGCGGGUGUCACUAAUAAUAGUAAUACUAUGAAUGGAGAUCCCGCUGAAAGGUGGAUAAUGGAAGAAGCAAGGAAUACUAACCCAAGGCUAUCACAGCUUCAACAGCCGCCAUUACCGUCACAGUCCCCACAGCAUCCAAUGCAACCUCUUCAUCACAAUCAAUCAUCCCCACAACAGCCUGAUAAUUCCGUGCUGAUUCAGUAUCAACACAUCGCUAGAGGGGAUAGUCAUAGAUAUUCACCCUAUCCGCAGACUCCUGAACAACGUCAUCAACUACAACAUAUGCAACAACAAAUGCAACAGGUACAGAGCACGAACAAUAUGGCGAUGAUGACUCAACAACCUCCCCAAGCUCAUCCGCCAUCACAAACACCGCAAGGAGCCCCACUCAAUCCAAACACAGCAGUACCACCACCAAGUAGCAACAACAACAAUAAUACCAACUCUCUUGGCGAAACGGGUGGAGCUUAUGGAUGUGGUAUGACGAAUUGUUUUGCUACUUUCCAACAAUCCAAUGGAUUGUUUUACCAUAUGAAAAAUGCUCAUCCCAACAUAGAAGAAGUACCCAAGCCUUAUAAAUGUGCUAUGCCAGGUUGCCCCAAGAGGUAUAAAAAUAUCAACGGAUUGCAAUAUCAUCUAAGAGAAGCGAAAGGAUCUUCAGGUCAUGCGCAUUUGCUAGGCGAUGGUGAGCAGAAUUCAAAACCGUAUCAGUGUCAAUUUGCAGGUUGUAAAAAGGCCUAUAAAACUCUCAAUGGAUUACGCUACCACCAACAGCAUAACCAUAAUAUGCCACCGCCUCCCGAUUCCCCGUCCCAGCAGCAGCAGCAGCAGCAAGCUCAAGUACAGGCACAACAAGCGCAACUCAUGCUCAUCAAGUUCAACAACAACAACAACAACAACAACAGCAAGCUCAGGCUCAAGCCCAUGCACAGCAAGUGGCAGCGGCACAAGCUGCUGCAGCACAACAUGCUCAAGUUCAAGCGGUUCAACACGUCCCGCAACAACAACAAGUCCCACAGGGGCAAGCACAACCACAACAAUCAUCCACUUUAUCUGAUUAUAGGUACAUAUAUAAAUAGAAUAUGUAUGCUUCGAAUAAAAUGCAUGUAUUAUCUAUAUCAUUUUUUUAUUUCACAAUCGAUAUAACCCCCCUCCCCCCUUUCUAGCUUGAUAUGUAUGCGAAAUCGUUCUUUUUAUGAUACAAACUUUUUAAAUAUACUCUUUUUUUUUUCCCAUUCGCAUCACAAUACAGACAAUAAAACUUUCUUCAAUGAAUAGACGCAAAU
Molecule: messenger RNA, 1491 nt
Organism: Mycotypha africana
Lineage: Eukaryota; Fungi; Mucoromycota; Mucoromycetes; Mucorales; Mycotyphaceae
Exons: 4
Coding region: 233-1351 (372 amino acids)
Cellular component (GO): nucleus
Source: RefSeq, a predicted model, not a curated record